Anisakis simplex (herring worm) is the source of this 381-nucleotide messenger RNA. Lineage: Eukaryota; Metazoa; Nematoda; Chromadorea; Rhabditida; Anisakidae. The record is from the annotation of a GenBank genome assembly.
GAAGGUCGGUUGCCACCACCUGAUCUAAAUGAAGAACCGCCUCCACCUCGUGAGCCAAUACCAACGUCUAGGUCUGAAAAGGAACUAAAAUCACCAACAACCUCUCGAGCUCCUUCGGAAGCUUGCCCACUCUUAACUGAUCCACCGUCUCCACCAACCACCAACAAUCGAUCAAGAACAACAUCUGUCGUGUCAGAAGACUCUGCGAAAUCCAGGUCAGCAUCGAUUUCGACAUGCAAAACUAGUCCGGAGUUGAUACUCAGAAAUGCGGUGCUCAUGUCCCAACGCUCACUGAGGUCGUCACAAAUGCUCGAGACGCAAUCCAUCGAAACGGUAUUACAUAUUUGCACGAUUGUUUUAUUAUUCUUCACCUUUCAUUAA